Molecule: messenger RNA, 2382 nt
Organism: Penicillium brasilianum
Lineage: Eukaryota; Fungi; Ascomycota; Eurotiomycetes; Eurotiales; Aspergillaceae
Source: the annotation of a GenBank genome assembly
CCCCCGACCAAUAGUUGACAAAGCUCAGUAAUUGUGCGAAUCGACCAUUCAAAUGGACUCCCAAUUUCAGGAUCUCUCGCCCGAAGCCCAAAAAUCUCCAGCCCGCGACGCUACCAGCAAGACGUCCGAAGGGUCAUCGGGCCCCUCGCUGACAAGACCCCACCAGCAUAUCCGCAGCUGUCUAUUUUGUCGAUCUCGCAAAAUAAAAUGUGAUCGCCAAAAGCCAUGCGCCAACUGCGUGCGGACGGGGACGGAAUGUGUCUAUCCAUUAGGGCCGGGCAGAGCCCCGAAGCGACCGCGGCGACCACUAGACAAGCGUGUGCUUGACCGGUUGGCGGAUCUAGAGGCGCUCGUGAGGCGCUUGGAUGCUUCUGACGCUGGUAGCCAGCUAGCACACGGCUCACUACCGAAGGCCCCGACCGCAGCCUCGACACCAGAACCGGAAGAUGGAUCGAGUCAGAUAGAACAGCAGUUUGGUCGGCUCGUGAUCGACAACACUCGAAGUUGUUAUGUGAGCAACAUUUUAUGGGCAAAUUUAGGUGACGAGAUUGAAGAGCUCCGCGAUUUGUUAUACGAGGAGGCAUCAGAAGAUGAAGACUUCGAUGCGGCCAGCAUUUCGUCUGUUGCCGACACCACGACAUCACUUGGCUCCAACGCGGCGAUAAUGGGGUUUCAAGCCCUAGCGCAGUCCUUACGGGCGUAUCAUCCGCCACUUUCCCAGUCAGUGGCACUUUUUGAGAUAUUCAAACAUAGUGUCGCCCCUUUGGUGCACAUUUUCCAUAUGCCGACCCUGGUCGCGUCUUAUUGGGAUGCCGUGGCAUCACCUGAAUCACUGGACCGCAACACCGAAGCAUUACUGUUCGCCAUCUACUACUCCACCGUGAUCAGUAUGGAACCACAACAAUGUAAGGAGGUCUUGGGCUUUUCGCGAGCCACGGCGGUCAAACACUAUCAAUUCGCAGUCGAACAGGCCAUGGCUCGCGCCAAUCUCCUCAAUACCCAGAGUGUGGUUUUGAUCCAAGCGGUGGUUCUCUUUCUGUCAGCGCUGCGCAAUGAGGAUGCCUCACGUACUGCCUGGUCUAUGACCGCACUGAUCUUCCACAUCGCCCAGGCCAUGGGUCUGCACAGAGACGGGGCUUCCUUUGGCCUUCGGCCGAUGGAGACGGAGAUACGGCGACGUCUUUGGUGGCAUAUAUGCUUGUUAGAUAUCCGGUCGUCUGAAUAUCACGGCUGCGAGCCCAUCGUGCAUGAGUCAAUGUUCGAUACUCGGAUGCCACUGAAUAUCAACGACAGUGAUCUGACCCCCGACAUGACUGCACCACCUACGGAGCGGGAAGGAUCUACUGAGAUGACCUUUUGCCUCAUUCGAUGUGAGGUCAUGCGGAUUGUGUGGAAGACAGGGUAUGUACCACCCGGUAUGCGACGACCGGGUAAACCAGUAGAGGGGGCGUCUUUACCAGAGCGCGCUGCUUUGGCCAAAGAUCUCCAGCAACGGUUAGAGGAACGCUAUCUGAAACACUGUGAUACCACAAGCCCAUUUUUCCAGGUUUGUGUGACUGUCGCGCGCCUGAUCAUUGCGCGAACGUGGCUAGUGGUCUAUUAUCCCCUUCGACAGAAAGAUGAUGGGCCGACCUUGCCGAGCCCGAUUCGAGAUCAACUGUUCACCAUCUCAAUCAAGGUUCUCGAGCUUUCAUAUGAAUUGCUCACCAGUCCCGCUCUCGCACAAUGGACAUGGCACUCCAAGACGCACGUUCAAUGGCAUGCAGUGGCCUUUGUCCUGUCAGAAAUAUGCUCGCGUCCCCCAUCGCAGGACUGCGAUCGUGCUUGGGACUAUGCCCAAACUGUCUAUAAUCGAUGGAAAAUGAAAGAGCACAAAGGCAACCUCUGGCGGCCCAUUAAGCGACUAAUGGCCAAGGCACAAUACGUACGCGAGAUCCAAAAAAACAAGAAUGCCCCUGCAAAACCACACUGGCGUAUCGCUGGCCAGAAUUCAGUGAUGCCAAAUAACUGCUCUCCGGACGCUCCUACGAGUAGUAGCUCGGGCAUGAGGGGUCCUGUGAGCACUGAGAGUAUCGGUGGUACCACCGGGGGCCUCAUCGAUAUUAAUUGGGCCAUGUCGACGGAGUCCCUUGAACCAUUUUUAGACAACUGGAACAAGGCUGAUUUGCCGGAUCCGGGUGUCGAAUAUGCAUACCCUAUUUGCGCGGACUAUAACAUGGUGAAUUUUGAUGGGAGCCCGAUAGAUAUGACAUUUGGCAUGACUGGGUUGAUACCAUGAAAGCAAUGGUUUACGAAUUGGUCGAGUCUCGGUAACUGGUUAAGGUGAAAUUUAAAUCACUUGUCACAAAAUUACUGUUCCCAUUGUACCUCAAUGCUCAGAAG